Messenger RNA from Linum trigynum, 2086 nucleotides. The record is from the annotation of a GenBank genome assembly. Lineage: Eukaryota; Viridiplantae; Streptophyta; Magnoliopsida; Malpighiales; Linaceae.
GUGACCCGUGACCCGUGAAAUAUCGCCCUCGUUUCUCAUCGUCAUCGACUGUAAAAACCCUUUCCCUAAAAUCUCCACCGAUUCUUGGCGAGGCCGACUGCCUCCAGCGUCCAGCCGACUGUCUCCGGCGUCAAGCCGACCAGCCCAGCCCUUGUGCUUUCACGAUACCUCUUCUCCGUUCUUUCUCAUAGACUGAAAGGGACCCUAAAAUCUCGAUCCAUUGCCUUUCCAACGAGCUCGUCGCCGGCCUCGAUUUCCUCAUCGACCUCCCCAACUGCCGCUCUUUCUUCCACGCUUCCGACGGCCGCCUCUCCGACGGCCGCCUCGUCCUCGACUUCCUCAGUAAGUCUUUCGACCACUGCCAAAAUCUUGUAAUUAGCCUCAUUCUGAGGCUGUUCGAUCUUUCGCUUAGUGGGUUAGUGUAAAACCAUGCUUGUAAUGCUAGUUACAAUGUUAAAUUACAAUAGGCGUACGAACGAUCAGAUGGGAAUGGUGAUGCAAGGAUGAUUAUGACAGUCCAAGAGAGGUUGGAAUUGAAGUUUUGUAAGGAUGUAAGAGUAAACAACGUAAAAACUAGGGAGAAGGAAUCAAGGAAGGAAAGAUGGCAAUAAAGGUGAUCUGGGGGAGUGGGUUGCAGUUGCAGAGAUGAGAAGAGAGGAAAUUUGGCAGAGUGCAGACUAAGAUCGGUUAAGCUUCAAUUUGGUUGUGUUUAUAUGUUGUAGAUUGUGUUUCGAUUUGGUUGUUUUUAUAUGUUGUAGAUUGUGUUUCGAUUUGUUUAAGCUUUUGGUGACAUUCAAACCUAUACAAUUAACACAUUGCAUGUUUCCUCUUCUGAAAUCAGUGCGGGAAGGUCGAGAUAGUGUGAAUUUGCUCGAGAGAAUUGAGAAGUUAGAAGAGGAUUUGAGAAGUACUGCUACCAUCGUUAGGGUUUUGUCAAGGCAGCUUGAGAAGUUGGGGAUCCGGUUCAGGCUUACCAGGAAGGCUUUGAAAGAGCCUAUAGCUGAGUUAGCAACAAUCCCAUGGAUGUCUCCACCAAUGCACCUUCUCAAGGAAAUCUUCCGUUGGAAGUUGAUGAAAAUGAAGAAGGUACAUUCGGAACUUCAGCUGUAUGGGCGCAUCAUAAUAGAAUGAAUUGGUCGGAUAAGGAAGCUUUUGUUGGAAGUUGAUGAAAAUGAAGAAGGUACAUUCGGAACUUCAGCUGUAUGGGCGCAUCAUAAUAGAAUGAAUUGGUCGGAUAAGGAAACUAGAAAAGCUGCUUGCAAAUAUUGUUCAUCAACGUUAAAAUAUCCAUCUACUUUUGGAACAAGUGAUUUGAAAAUGCAUUUGCAAAGAUGCAAAAACUAUCCUUAUAGUAUUUAUAAUCUGAAGAAGUCUAGAACUCUUGGCGCUUAAAGUACCAGUACUACAACUCAGGGUACUAGUAGUGCAUAUCCUACUUUACACCUCACACAUAUGAUCUAGUCAUCUCAAGGAUGAAACUUGCUAGAAUGAUCAUUAUUGACGAGUCAUCUUUUAGGCAAGUUGAGCGUGAAGGCUUCCUUGACUUUGUCAAUUCGCUAAGACCUGAGUUUCACAUCCCUUCUAGGAUCACCAUAGCCAAAGACAGUUUUAAGUUGUUUUUGGCUGAGAAGGAGAAGUUGAAAAAUUACUUCAAGCAGUCAUAGAUUUGAGUUUGCCUCACAACUGACAUCUAGGCAAGUAGAUAUCAUUUGGACUACAUGAGUUUUACUGCUCAUUUCAUUGAUAAUGAAUGGAAAAUGCAGAAAAGAAUUCUCAACUUCUCUCCUAUUCCUAAUCACACGGGUCUCACGUUGGAAAAACGGUUGAAAACACUUGCUUAAUUUGGGAAUUGACAGGGUUCUAACCGUGACAGUGGAUAAUGCAAGUUCGAAUGAUGUGGGCAAUUCCAGUAUCCACUGUUGCAUCUGAGUCUGCUUUCAGUAGCGAGGGACGCGUUUUAGAUGCAUUUCGGAGUUCUUUGACUCUCUUGGUUGUUGAAGGUUUAAUUUGUGGUCAAAAUUAACUUCGAUUGAGUACUCUUCCCAUUGACAUGGAAGAGAAUUUUGAAGAAAUCAAAGAACUUGAA